AUGAAAAGUCAUUCUAACUACUUGAUAAAUACAUGGUUCGACCUGCCUGAAACCACCAGAGAGGAUAAAUGCUGCUUUCCUCUUUUAGCGUUCUUCAUUGUCUGUAAGCACACGGCUGAGAAACAGCAGCUGCUUCCAGUGUGCAUGUAUGAGAAUUGUUUCCAUGUGCCUUAUUCUGCCCUGACCAUGUUCCUGAGCACCGACCAGCGCGAGAGAGACUCUGCUACAGCUUACCGUAUGACUGUGGAGGUGCUCGGGACGUUGGUGGGGGCUACUAUUCAGGGUCAGAUCGUAGCGAGCGCACACACUCUGAAGCACUGUCCACAUCGAAACCUGACCACUGGUUACCUAGGAAACAGCAGUAGCGGGACAGAGGUCAUCAGAUCCCUGGCGCUUUUACAGGACUUCCUGUCUCAUGCAAAGGAAGUGUACAUGAUAGCUGCCGGAGUGAUCGGUGGGCUGUUUCUGGUUUGUACGGUGGUCAUGUUCCUGGGAGUCAAAGAGAGAGAUGAUCCCUAUGCUCCUAAAACAGACAAGGCCAUUCCUUUCCAUAAGGCCUUUAUUUUGGUCAUGAAGCACGGGUCCUACCUCACCCUGACGGCUGCUUUCCUUUUCAUAUCCGUGGCCAUCCAGUUGAUACAAAGUAACUUUGUGCUGUUCUGCACAUAUGCGGUGGAACUUCGGGAUCACUUUCAGAACAUUGUUUUGACAAUUCUGAUGUCGGCAGCAGUGAGUAUCCCAUUCUGGCAGUGGUUCCUUGAGAAGUUCGGGAAGAAAACAGCAGCUUUCUGCGGCAUUACAUGGAUCAUGCCGUUCACAGUGAUGCUGGUGUUCAUCCCUAAUCUGAUAGUGACAUAUGUCGUGGCCGUAUCAUCUGGGCUUAGUGUGGCUGCAUCUCUCUUGUUACCAUGGUCAAUGUUACCAGAUGUAGUAGAUGACUUCAGACUGGCAAACCGCAACUCAAAAGGACACGAGGCGAUCUUCUACUCCCUAUAUGCUUUCUUCACAAAGUUUGCUGCAGGCAUUUCUCUCGGAGUGUCGACUCUCUGUCUACAGUUUGCUGGUUAUGACACAGGAGCGUGCAGACAGCCCACUCCAGUGGUCUACACGCUCAAACUGCUCAUCGGCGCCGCCCCGGUGGCCUGUAUCACUACAGGCCUCAUGAUCCUCAUGGUGUACCCGAUCAGCGAGGACGUCAGAUUACGAAACAAACUCGCCCUGGAGGAGCUCAGAAGCCAGAGUAUUACCUGUAAAUCUCUGAGCAGAUCUGAGCAGAGCGUAACGUCCUCAAACAGCCGAUCCUGAUAUUCUAGCCCAGCGCUGGAAUGAGUCGUGUUAGUGUAUAUUACACUGUGUGAGAUGAGUAAUGUUUUACUGUAAACAUUUCAGUUUGUUUCUGUAUUUUCAAAUGAACAUAUAGCCACAUAUACAGUAUUACAGUAUCCAAUCUAUACACUUGAAUGGACUAUAUAUCAUUAUAUAUCAGGAUUUCCUGAAGUAAAAUAUACUGAUAAUAUAUUAAGCUGUUUUAGUCAUUAUAAAUAUUAUUGAAUGACUUG
This is a messenger RNA of Sinocyclocheilus grahami, 1559 nucleotides long. RefSeq names its product major facilitator superfamily domain-containing protein 2B-like. Gene Ontology annotation, cellular component: plasma membrane. Gene Ontology annotation, molecular function: sphingolipid intramembrane carrier activity; symporter activity. Lineage: Eukaryota; Metazoa; Chordata; Actinopteri; Cypriniformes; Cyprinidae. The coding region runs from base 1 to 1305 and encodes 434 amino acids. The record is from RefSeq and is a predicted model, not a curated record. The transcript is spliced from 11 exons. Gene Ontology annotation, biological process: carbohydrate transport; lipid transport.